AUGGAGCAGGAGCUUGCAAGAGAGCUAGGAGUUUCCGGUACUCUCGAUCCGCUAUGUCUGCUGCACAGUGCUGGCCAGAAACGUGAUGAACGCGAGUCGCAGAGAGUGACAGUGCAGGUGUCUAGUGUCGAAGAAAAGGCGCCCGUUUACUCGAUGACCGAUGUGCGGACGGUUAGCCGGCUUUCACUCCCUAGACAGUCGGUCGAUACAGAAGAGCUAAAACGCAAGUUCACGCAUCUCGCGACGAUUCCAGCACAGUCAUAUGAAAGUGCUUCUCCACGCCUGUUGAUAGGCAUCGACCAGUAUAGGCUGACGAGACCUCUGAAAACGAUAGAAGGAAGUGCGGGACAACCGACAGCUACCAAGACGCGAUUGGGAUGGCUCAUAUUUGGUAAGUGCACAGACUACGAUAACGAUUCGAAUUUAGUGCAGCCAGAGUCAAGCUACCACAUCUGCGAUUGCCAAGGAGCCAUCUCAAGGGCAGAUCGUAUGAUGGCAGCGUAUUUUGAGGUCGACGGUUACGGUCCCGCCAAGCAGCUAUCGCUUUCGAAGGAAGAUCAACGAGCGCUGGCGAUCCUGCAAGGCAACACGAGGCACAUCGAUGGGCGGUACGCAACCAGUUUGCUAUGGCGGAGUGACAACACUUUUAUGCCGGAAAACCGUCACAUGGCUGCAUCAAGGAUGGAGUGUCUCGAGCGGAAAAUGCAACGAGAUCCGAAUCUCGCCGACAACGUAAACCGAAUCCUCAGGGAGUAUUUGGCGAAAGGUUAUGUCAGGCAACUAGGAACGGACGAGCUGAAGGUGUUUUAUCCCAGGAAGUGGUACCUACCUGUGUUUCCUGUUACUAACCCUAACAAGCCAGAUAAAAUCCGCUUGGUUUGGGACGCUGCGGCUGAAGUGAAGGGUGUCUCGCUUAACAAGAAGUUGCUGACCGGACCAGAUCUGCUGACGCCGCUACAAACCGUGUUGUUUCGUUUUCGCGAGUGUAGGAUCGCGGUGGCGGCUGACAUUCGCGAGAUGUACCACCAGGUACAGAUUUACGGUGACGACGUGCACAGCCAGCGUUUUCUAUGGCGAUGGGGCGACACCAAUGCAGAACCGCAGGAGUACGUCAUGCUGAGGAUGACAUUCGGUGCAGCUUGUUCUCCUUGUACGGCGCAAUAUGUCAAAAACGAGAAUGCCGAACUGUAUCAAUCCCGGUACCCUCGAGCGGUCCAAUGCAUCAAGGAGGAGCAUUACGUGGACGACAUGUUGACAAGCCUGGAAACCGAGGCGGAGGCCGUCGAUCUAGCGCACCAGGUGAGCCACAUUCAUGCUAACGCAGGGUUUCGGUUACACAAUUGGCUGUCGAACAGCCGCAGUGUUGUUGCAGCAGUGCAAGGAAACCCAGAAGCGGUAAAGGAGUUGGAUUUUGAGUCGUGCCUGAAGCCGGAGAAAGUGCUGGGAAUGUGGUGGGACACUGCAAAUGAUAGUUUCAGCUUCAAACUAUCCCGCAUAAGACACCUCGAACUGGCACGCAAAGAUAAACCCUUAUCUAAGAGGCAGAUGCUAAGGACCCUGAUGUCCAUAUACGACCCCUUGGGCUUGAUUGCCGGAGUAUUGUUCUACUUGAAAGUGCUGCUUCAGGAAGUUUGGCGCCUCAAUCUUGGCUGGGAUGAGGAAGUACCGGACGAGAUACAGUGCAAGUGGGAUUCCUGGAUGCAACGAUUGCCGGAUCUGGAAGGCAUUACCAUACCACGAUGUUACCGGCUGAUCACACCCUUUGCUGAAUCGUGUCUUCAACUCCACGUGUUCGUCGAUGCAGGUGCUGAUGGUUACGCGGCGGUCGCGUACUUCAGAUUCGAGUUUGAUGGCCAAAUAGAGGUGGCUUUGGUUGGGGCAAAAGCAAGAGUAGCUCCGCUUAAAUAUUUAUCCGUUCCAAAACUAGAGUUGCAGGCUGCCGUGAUGGGAUGCAGAUUUGCCUCGUCGAUACAGAGUGCUCAUCGACAUGAAAUUCAUCGUUACUAUUUUUGGACAGACUCGACUGACGUCAUAGACUGGAUAAAUGCGGACCAUC
Messenger RNA from Anopheles stephensi (Asian malaria mosquito), 2056 nucleotides. RefSeq lists its product as uncharacterized. Lineage: Eukaryota; Metazoa; Arthropoda; Insecta; Diptera; Culicidae. The annotation marks the transcript as partial. The transcript has a single exon. The record is from RefSeq and is a predicted model, not a curated record.